Seriola dumerili (greater amberjack) is the source of this 2246-nucleotide messenger RNA. It is a transcript of the gene fkbp10a, whose product is annotated as FK506 binding protein 10. The coding region runs from base 52 to 1740 and encodes 562 amino acids. The record is from RefSeq and is a predicted model, not a curated record. Gene Ontology annotation, molecular function: peptidyl-prolyl cis-trans isomerase activity. NCBI's taxonomy places the organism in Eukaryota, Metazoa, Chordata, Actinopteri, Carangiformes, Carangidae. The transcript has 10 exons.
CCCAGCUGGCAGACUGCACGAGCUUCCGCAGUUAUUGUCAUAACUUUCCAGAUGGAUUUGAUGAUAAUGUUGGUUUUAUUUUUCCUUCAUGUAGUCACUGUGAAAUGCAAUCCCGGACCUUUAGUGGACGUUGUUGUCGAUCGGUACGAUAUACCGAAAGUUUGUCCCCGAGAGGUGCAAACAGAAGAUUUUAUCCGUUAUCAUUUCAACGGUACUUUCUUUGCAGAUGGGCAGAAGUUUGACUCCAGUCAUGACCGAGGCAAAGCCUUCAUCAGCCAGGUGGGCCUGGGCAGACUCAUCACAGGGAUGGACCGCGGUCUCCAGGGCAUGUGCGUGAACGAACGUAGGAGAAUCACAGUCCCCCCACACUUGGCCUACGGAAGCAUAGGAACAGGUGGUGUAAUUCCUGCUGAUGCUGUGUUGGUGUAUGAUGUUCUGCUGCUGGACAUAUGGAACGCUGAGGACAAGGUCCAGAUCCGCACGAUCAACAAACCUGCAGGUUGCAAACGGACCACUGUGGCAUCAGAUUUUGUCCGUUACCACUAUAACGGCACCCUGCUGUCUGGUGAAACCUUUGACUCCAGCUACUCGAGGAAUACAACCUAUGACACCUACUUGGGACAGGGUGACCUCAUCAAAGGCAUGGACGAGGGUCUCAUGGGCAUGUGUGUUGGAGAGAGACGGAUCGUCAUCGUCCCACCCUUCCUGGCGUAUGGAGAGAACGGCUCUGGAACUCUGGUCCCUCCUCAGGCCACACUGGUGUUUGAGGUGCUGCUGAUUGAUGUGUUCAACCCCAAGGAUGACCUGAUUGUGGAGGUGAAGGAAGUGCCUAAAGGCUGCACCCGCAGGACGGUGACUGGAGAUUACAUCCGCUACCACUACAACGGUACCUUCCAGGACGGCACGGCUUUCGACUCGAGCUACCAGCGAAAUAGCACCUAUAACACUUACAUUGGGAUGGGAUAUGUGAUCCGAGGGAUGGACAAAGCACUGCAGGGGCUGUGCAUAGGAGAGAAACAGAGGAUUACAAUUCCUCCUCACUUGGCGUAUGGUGAAGAAGGAGUUGGAGACCUCAUUCCUGGAUCUGCUGUGCUGGUCUUUGACAUUCAUGUCAUUGAUUUCCACAAUCCCAAAGAUCCGGUCGCGGUUAAAGUAACCCACAAGCCCCAGGAAUGCAACGUGACCAGUGAAGCUGACGAUCUGAUUCAGUAUCGUUACAAUUGCUCCCUGAUGGACGGCACCCUGCUGUACUCCUCGGAUCAGUACAACUCGCCCUCUACCACGACUCUCGGAGCAAAAAUGGUGAUCCUGGGUCUGGAGGAAGGUUUGAGCGGCAUGUGCGUGGGUGAAAGGAGGGAGGUGGUCAUCCCUCCUCACUGGGGGCACGGUGAAAAUGGAGCUGGAGGAGUCCCCAGGAGUGCUGUGCUCUUCUUUGAGCUGGAGCUGGUGGAGCUGCAGAAGGGAGUGCCUGAAGGCUACAUGUUUGUGUGGCUAGGAGACGGCCCUGACCCCCUCUUUCCUGCUAUGGACCUCAAUGGUGACAAAGAGGUUCCUCUAGAGGAGUUUUCAUCCUUCAUCAUGAUCCAAGUUAAAGAGGGCAAAGGCCGUCUGCGGCCAGGGGUCGAUGCCGACAGCAUCAUUAAGGACAUGUUCAAUAACCAGGACCGCAAUCAAGAUGGGAAGAUUGUGGAAGAUGAGAUGGAUGAGGAGUCUGAACAAGUGAGACGAGAUGAGUUGUAAAAAGGGACAUAGAGUAUUUCAGUGGUGGUCAUUUACUGUCUGGGGUAAUACUGUCGUCUUAGCAACUGUCGUGCCACUAUUUUGAAAAUGUUUCAAAUAUUGAGAGCUUUUAUUUAAGGCAGUCAGACAGUUUGCUAGAUUCUUUUAAAAUGCAUUAAUGACAUCUCACCCCACUGCAGAAGCACAUCAACAGCACAAGAGAACAUCUGUAUCUGAGGGUCAGUAUGUUGUGCACAGGAAACAGGUGUUUGAAACUGUGAAAGAAAUAAAUAAUAUCUGUAAAGAAAAUAUAUUCCCCUCAAAAGAAAGGCAGAUUUAAGCAUUUACAUCAAACUACCUUACAAACAUUUGGGCAGGGCCCAUCCUCCAGACUAUAUAAUUUUAUAUAAAUGAGUCAAAUGCAGAGUUGUUGUCGUGCCUCACACCCGUCUCUUGAUAGACAAAUAAAAAACCACUGGUUGUACAGUUUGGGAGUGGCAGGUUUGUACUAUAACAGAAAAUCUAUC